GCACCACAACAUGUUACGGAAAGUGAUUAGUACGUGGAAAACACGGUGAUAUUUUUCGUUGUAUACCACAACAGCUGAAAUCAUGAGGACUACGACACCGCAGCGUCUUUCUGAACUUCAAAAAAAUCCGAAAAAUAUCAGAAAUAUAUGUAUUUUGGCUCAUGUGGAUCACGGGAAGACAACGAUUGCGGAUGCACUCUUGGCCAGUAAUGGGAUCAUUUCACAACGUUUGGCAGGCAAAUUAAGAUAUAUGGAUAGCCGUGAAGAUGAACAGCUUAGAGGGAUAACUAUGAAAUCAAGUGCAAUAUCUUUACUCUUCACCAGAGGUGAAGAAGAAUAUAUAAUAAACCUUAUUGAUUCCCCAGGACAUGUGGACUUUUCCAGUGAGGUGUCAACAGCGGUACGCCUCUGUGAUGGUGCAAUUGUUGUGGUAGAUGUAGUUGAAGGAGUCUCCCCUCAGACUCACGUAGUGUUGCGUCAAGCUUGGCUGGAGAAUAUUCGACCUUGUUUGGUUAUGAACAAGAUUGACAGGUUAAUUACUGAACUGAAGUUCUCUCCAACAGAGGCUUACUUUCAUUUACAGCAGAUUCUAGAAAAGGUUAAUGCCAUAACAGCUGCCCUCUUCACAACGGAAGUUUUAGAGAAAAGUUCUGCUAAACAGGCAACAGAAAAGACCAGGAAUGAAAAAACUUUUACAGAUGACGUUGCAGUGUCUAUUGAUGACUGGAGCUCAGGUCUUGAGGAAACAGAUGACUCAUUGUUAUACUUCUCACCUGACGUAGGAAAUGUUCUCUUUACAAGUGCAAUCGAUGGUUGGGGUUUUAGCAUUAAAGACUUUGCGGAAAUGUAUGCCAAUAAACUUGGUAUCAGCAAACAAAUUCUCUCCAACACUCUGUGGGGAGACUUCUAUCUUCAUACCAAAUCAAAAAGGAUUUUGAAAGGUGCACAAGCUAAAGCAAAGAAGCCCCUGUUUGUUCAGUUUAUACUGGACAACAUCUGGGCUGUUUAUGAUGCUGUGCUUAAAAGGGACAAAAUCAAAACGGAACAGAUAGUCAAAUCCCUAAAUCUGAAAAUCUCAGCCAGAGACAGUCGGCACACAGACAGCCGUGUACAUCUCAAGGCCUUGUUUGAUCAGUGGCUGCCACUGUCCCGCUCCAUGUUGACAGUGGUGGUGAUGAAGCUUCCCAGUCCCCUAGAGAUGGGCGAUGAGAAAGUUGAAAAGCUGAUGUGUAGUGGGCUCAGGACUUUUGAUUCUUUACCUGAGGAGACACAGCGCUUGAAAAAUGAUUUUCUGGUUUGCAGAUCUUCUGACGACGCACCUGUGAUAGUGUUUGUUUCUAAAAUGUUUGCUGUCGAAGAUAGUGCUUUACCAAAGCAUCGUAAGAGGCCACUGACUCAAGAAGAAAUUGCUGCUCGACGCGUACAAGCGCGGAAAAGACAUGCCGAGAUGCUGGCAAAUAACGCCGGCUUAGAAAAUGGUACUUCUCUUAAUUUGGAACCAGAAACAAGCAAAGAAAACAAAGAGAAUGAAAGCACCGAGGUUUUAAAGCUCACAGAAGACGAAGAGACUCCCAAAAAUCACGUGUUAGCAUUCGCACGGGUUUACAGCGGGAUCAUCAAGAAGGGCCAGCGGCUGUACGUGCUGGGCCCUAAACAUGAUCCACGAGAGGGCCUCAAUAAACAAUGGGUGCCAUUCGAGGACCAAGUCCAAUCUGACGCUUCCAGCGCUAACAAAGAAGAGGAAAACGAGGGACUUGCAGUGGCGAAAUCUGUAGAUCGAGGUACAAAUCAACAUGUGGCUGCAUUCAUUGUGCAAGACCUUUAUUUGCUCAUGGGACGAGAACUCGAAGCCCUGGACUCUGUCCCGGCCGGGAAUGUGUUGGGGAUUGGCGGCCUUGAGAGUCACGUGCUCAAGUCUGCCACAGUCUCUAGCACUGCUGCCUGUCCACCCUUCACUGCUCUUCCAAUCGAGGCUCGUCCCAUUGUCCGUGUGGCAGUGGAACCGUUCCACCCGGCCGACAUGCCCGCGCUAGCCAGGGGAAUGAGACUUCUUAACCAGGCGGAUCCUUGUGUUGAGACUUUAGUCCAGGAGACUGGUGAGCACGUGAUCGUGGGCGCAGGAGAAGUCCAUCUUCAGCGUUGUAUUGAUGAUCUAGAGAAGCUCUUUGCUGGCAUUAAACUCAAUGUAUCAGCGCCUAUUGUUCCGUUCCGAGAAACCAUCGUUGUUCCUCCUACUUUUGACAGGGUCAACGAAGCUAUUAUCAGCGAAACAAACUCGACCCAGCCGAAACAAAUCGAUACCGAAGGAGAGGAAAGCGAUAAAAAUGUCUUGGAUAAAGACAGAGGAAUCAUUGAAAUCAAGACGGCAAACAAACUCUGUAGUGUCCAAGUGAGGGCUUUACCAUUGCCAGACGAUGUUACGCAGUUACUUGAGAAGAAAAGUGAUUUGAUAAAAAUCUUAGUGACGGUGUCAUCAGCCACGAGCUUAGCAGAGCGGAGGCAGCUGGUAGAUCAAGUUAAACUUCCCACGAGAGAAUCGUUGAAAGGCCUCUAUCAAGAGCUCUGCACCGCUUUUAAAGAGGCAGGGACCAUUUGGGAUGGAGCUGCAGAUGAUAUCUGGGCAUUUGGUCCUCGUAGGAUUGGCAGCAAUGUUUUACUGAAUAGAAUACCAGGCUAUAAACGGCCUUCUAUGUGGCAAAGUUCGGGUCUGUUAGGAAACACUUGUUCGUCACCAGAAAGCAGUUACCGCGAAUAUGAUAAUAGUAUCGUUAGUGGUUUUCAGCUUGCAACAUUAGGUGGUCCGCUCUGCGAGGAACCCUUGAUGGGAGUCUGCUUUGUCGUAGAAGAUUGGAUUUCACUGGAUCCAGGUUCAAACACAGUUGCUACCACAGGAAUGAGCAGUGGAAAGAAUGUAGGGCACGAACAUGUAUCGAAGAAUGAAGAUUGUAAUGUUGACGGGAAUACUAACGAAAACGAAGCACGCAAACAUGAAGARAAAAUUAACGAAAUGAGCUGUGAAAAGAACGAUGAUCCAAAGAAAUUUUCAACAGAUUCUGAGGAUAGAAGUUCGAAAAUUGCUCCAUCGCAAAGACUUCAUAGGUUCGGACCAUUUUCUGGACAGCUGAUGUCGGCUGUCAAGGAAGGCUGCAGGCGCGCUUUUUUGCUUCAGCCGGUGCGCCUCAUGGCAGCUAUGUACACA
Molecule: messenger RNA, 3199 nt
Organism: Stylophora pistillata
Lineage: Eukaryota; Metazoa; Cnidaria; Anthozoa; Scleractinia; Pocilloporidae
Product: elongation factor-like GTPase 1
Biological process (GO): cytosolic ribosome assembly
Cellular component (GO): cytosol; ribonucleoprotein complex
Molecular function (GO): GTPase activity; GTP binding; ribosome binding
Source: RefSeq, a predicted model, not a curated record